Lachancea dasiensis is the source of this 1419-nucleotide messenger RNA. NCBI's taxonomy places the organism in Eukaryota, Fungi, Ascomycota, Saccharomycetes, Saccharomycetales, Saccharomycetaceae. The record is from the annotation of a GenBank genome assembly.
AUGGUGUUGAUAUCGGGCUAUAGUUCAGAAUCUGAUUUAGAAUUAUCAGCGAAUGCCAACAACGGUUCUUCAGAUGGAUUACGUCCGUAUCUACCAAACGAUGAGAAUUUAAAAGGGCGGACCGCAUUAGAAGACAAACAAACUGUGGAAACAGAGCAUAGAGUCAAGAGAGCUAGAGGGCCAAAGGGAGCCAACUCCUCCAGUAAGCAUAAAAAGCGUAAGGGAAAAGGACCUUGGGCUUCAUGGUCAUCAUCCUCCGAAGACAACAGCGAUGAUCCUGAGGAUAAGAACCGAAGAUCCUCCAGUAACAUCAACACACCUGUAGUGUAUAAGGAUGACGAUGUGGAGGUACAAGAAAAUGGUGAUCAUUUGGCCUCGAAAGAAACAAGCGAUUUUUAUGGGAACUCUGCCACAGAUUAUCAAGGCCGCAGUUUUCUCCAUCCCCCUAUUGAAGAAAACAUCGACUUCGCAAAAGCACCGCUAUCUUUCCGUAAUUAUUUGCCCAAAAAGCUGAUACACAAAUUUGCCGGUCAUGGAAAUGGCACCACUGUGGUUAGAAUGCUACCCAAAACGGGACAUCUUUUUUUGUCUGGUGGAAAUGACAACAAGGUCAAACUUUGGGACAUGUACCACGACCGAUCAUUGCUCAGGGAUUAUUACGGCCAUUCAAAAGCUAUUAAAGAUGUUAAUUUUACUGAAGAUGGCCAUCAAUUUCUCAGCACCUCCUUUGACCAAUAUGUGAAAAUAUGGGACGUUGAAACCGGGAGAGUAAACAACAGACUCAAUUUUUCCUGUACACCAAACUGCGCAAGCUUCCGUCCGUCAAAUUCGAACGAGUUGAUUGUAGGAUUGUCCAACAGAGAAAUCAGACACUUUGAUUUGAGAGUAUCUGACAAGAAUGGUUUGGUUCAAGUUUACGACCAUCACUUAUCAUCAAUUAUUGCAUUGAAGUACUUUCCAGAUGGAUCUAAACUCAUUUCUUCGUCAGAAGACAAAACAAUGCAAAUUUGGGAGAAUCAAAUAAAUAUUCCAAUCAAGCAAAUAAGCGAUACGGCGCAAUACUCAAUGCCAUAUAUUGAUAUACACCCUGAGCACAAUUAUUUCGCUGCACAAAGUAUGGAUAAUACUAUUUAUCCAUUUUCCAUGAAACCAAAGUACAAGCGACACCCGAAAAAAAGGUUCGAAGGUCACAAGUGCGCAGGUUUUGGGAUCGGUUUUGGGUUCUCUUCGGAUGGUAGAUAUAUUGCCUCUGGUGAUUCUAAAGGUGGGGUUUUCAUCUGGGACUGGAAAACAACACGAUUGCUUAAACAAUUCGAAGUUCCUGGCAAAAAGGCUAUCGUGACAUUAGCGUGGGCUCCACAAGAGACCAGCAAAAUAGUGUGCGCAGGCAAUGGGGAGAAAAUCUAUUUAUAUGAUUAA